Messenger RNA from Verticillium alfalfae VaMs.102, 554 nucleotides. RefSeq lists its product as hypothetical. The transcript is spliced from 2 exons. Lineage: Eukaryota; Fungi; Ascomycota; Sordariomycetes; Glomerellales; Plectosphaerellaceae. Bases 300 to 554 code for a protein of 84 amino acids. The record is from RefSeq and is a predicted model, not a curated record.
GCCGACUCAUCACGCCACCUUACGCAGACGGGUCGCUCAAGUUGCGCGACACAUCUCAUCUUCUUCACGGCGCGCCAACCCAGCCGCAUCGUCCGAGACACGCCUUGCGACACCGCUCUCUCCGUCGCAUCAGAUCAGCCGCAGAUCGCCAACGUGCUACUGUUGCUGCCGCUGCCGCUGCCUCGACCUCGACCCUGCCGCAGCCAUGUUCUUCUUCUUCGUGUGCGGCGAGCACACCUUCCGCAAGCAGGUCGCCGGCUAUGAGGGCAUCGUCUGCCAGUGCUACAACUGUGGGCAACAUGGCCGGCCAUGUCAUCAAGACGCAUCCCUGGUUCACCUUUUGUUGGAUCCCCGUCGUCCCCUUGUCCAUGAAGGGCUACACCGAUGUCGUCUGCAGCAUCUGCAACUUUGCCCAGCCGCUCGAGAACCGUCCGGACGUCAUGGGCAUGGCCAACGGCGGAGGCGGCGGAUACCCGGUGCCGCCUCCGCAGGGACACCCACCGCAGGGCUGGGGCCAACAACCGCCGCCGCAACAGGGCCCGCGAUACGGAUAG